AUGUGUGGGCGUGGGGCGCUCACCUUGUCCGGAGAUCGCUGCCGGAGAAUAGCCGGUGGUGACGGCCGAAAAACGAAAACACGCGGCUGCGAACGUCUCCGUACAAAGUACAACCUCGGUCCCAUGAACUACGUUCCCGUCGUUCGCACAGUGGAAGAGAGCGCUGAAGCGCUGAGCCGAGAGGUUUGCGCCAUGCGCUGGGGCUUGGUCCCCUCAUUUGCCAAGCGGGCAGAGGACUUCGACGCUUUCAAGGGUGGCAGCAGCACCUUCAAUGCCCGUGUGGAAGGUGCAGAGAGCAGUAACCUGUGGCGUCGCCUACUCGAUAGACGGCGCUGUGUUGUCCUUUUCGACGGCUUCUACGAAUGGAAGGCAAACGGGAAGUCAAAAACACCCAUGUUCAUCCGAAACAGAGAUGAGUAUGACGGCCACACCAUACCAUGGUCUACCAAAACGGACGAGGAGCCCACGAAGAUGGAAGAGUCUGCAGAUGAAAGCAAGAUUGACGGACCGGAGCACGCUCCUUUGUUUCUUGCGGGCCUCUACGAUGUGUGGCACCAGAAGGAUGGCCUAGGGAUAUCUAGGGCCUUGGUCUUGCUCUGGAUUGGUUUGCGAAAAGUCUUGACUUGGACAUGA
Messenger RNA from Symbiodinium necroappetens, 633 nucleotides. Lineage: Eukaryota; Dinophyceae; Suessiales; Symbiodiniaceae. The record is from the annotation of a GenBank genome assembly.